Molecule: messenger RNA, 3589 nt
Organism: Boleophthalmus pectinirostris (great blue-spotted mudskipper)
Lineage: Eukaryota; Metazoa; Chordata; Actinopteri; Gobiiformes; Gobiidae
Product: protein Hook homolog 2
Exons: 22
Coding region: 150-2273 (707 amino acids)
Biological process (GO): cytoplasmic microtubule organization; cytoskeleton-dependent intracellular transport
Cellular component (GO): centrosome; cytoplasm
Molecular function (GO): microtubule binding; dynein light intermediate chain binding
Source: RefSeq, a predicted model, not a curated record
CGCGCACCGUCCAGAGCAGCAGGAGGCCAUGGCUGGUAAAAACUGACGUGGAAAAGUGACAGGGCUGAAGGGAAAACUACGCGUAAAAGUUUUUAUCUACUGUUUUCAGUGUUUCCCUCGCUGUCUCUUGUUUUCUUUGUCCCGAUACAAUGAGCUUGGACAAAGCAGAGCUGUGUGACUCUCUGCUAACUUGGCUGCAGACAUUUCAGGUGCCAUCAUGUAACAGCAAGUAUGAUCUGACCAGUGGAGUGGCCAUCGCUCAUGUGCUGCACAGAAUUGACCCCUCUUGGUUUAAUGAGACCUGGCUGGGCAGGAUUAAGGAGGAGAACGGGGCUAACUGGCGCCUCAAGGUCAGCAACUUGAAAAAGAUUUUGAAGAGUAUGCUGGAAUAUUACCACGAUAUACUGGGACACCAGAUCUCAGACGAGCACCUCCCAGAUGUGACCCUCAUUGGGGAGAUGGGAGACGUGACUGAACUGGGGAAACUGGUGCAGCUUGUUCUCGGUUGUGCGGUCAGCUGUGAGAAGAAGGAUGAGCAAAUCCAGCAGAUAAUGACACUGGAGGAGUCUGUGCAGCAUGUUGUGAUGACUGCCAUUCAGGAGCUGUUAUCAAAAGAGCCAACAUCUGAACCAGGAAGCCCAGACACAUAUGGAGACUUUGACUACCAGUCCAGGAAGUAUUAUUUUCUUAGUGAGGAGGCAGAUGAGAAGGAAGACCUGAGCCAGCGUUGUAGAGAUCUGCAGCAUCAGUUGUCCAUGGUUCUGGAGGAAAAGUCCCUGCUUCAGGCUGAGACCCGCUCCCUCAAAGACAAACUGAGCCGCUCGGACUCCCUGGAUUCCUCCACAACUGCCAUCACGGGCAAGAAACUUCUACUGCUACAGAGUCAGAUGGAGCAGCUGCAAGAAGAGAAUUACAGAUUGGAGAACAGCAGAGAUGACCUGCGGCUGCGUAGUGACCUCCUGGAGAGGGAGGUUCUGGAUCUGCAGCAGAGGAACGAGGAGCUGACCAGUCUGGCUGAGGAGGCCCAGUCCCUCAAAGACGAGAUGGACAUCCUCAGACACUCAUCGAGCCGGGUGAGCCAGCUGGAGGCUCUGGUGGAGACAUACAAGAGGAAGCUGGAGGACCUGGGCGAUCUGAGGCGACAGGUGCGUCUCCUGGAGGAGCGUAACACGGUGUACAUGCAGCGCACCUGUGAGCUGGAGGACGAGCUGAGGAGGGCCAAUGCUGUGCGCAACCAGCUAGACACCUACAAGAGGCAGGCUCAUGAGCUUCACACCAGGCACUCUGCAGAGGCCAUGAAAGCUGAGAAGUGGCAGUUUGAGUACAAGAACCUUCACGACAAAUACGACGCGCUGCUCAAGGAAAAAGAACGUCUUCUCUCAGAGCGAGACACACUGCGGGAGACAAAUGACGAGCUCAGAUGUGCACAGGUCCAACAGAGGUGCCUCAGUGAAGCUGGAUCCCUCAGUGAGAGUGGAGGAGCCGGCAGCCUGGCCUCAGAAAUCAUGCCCACUGAGCUCAAGGAAACCAUGGUCCGUCUUCAGAGUGAAAACAAGAUGCUGUGCGCUCAGGAAGAGACGUACAGACAGAAACUGGUGGAGGUUCAGGCUGAGCUGGAGCACUCCCAGCGCACCAACAACGCCCUGGAGACUCAGAACAGGUUGAAUCAGCAACAGAUCACAGAACUGCGCUCUCAAAUUGAGGAGCUGCAGAAAGCCCUCCAUGAGCAGGAUAGCAAGAACGAGGACUCCUCCCUUUUGAAGAAAAAGCUUGAGGAACAUUUAGAGAAGCUUCAUGAGGCCCACUCAGAUCUGCAGAAAAAGAGGGAGGUCAUCGAUGACUUGGAGCCAAAAGUGGACAGCAGCAUGGCAAAAAAAAUUGAUGAACUUCAAGAGAUUCUGCGGAAAAAAGACGAGGACAUGAAGCAAAUGGAGGAGCGCUACAAGAAGUACAUGGAGAAAGCGAGAACGGUGAUCAAAACCUUGGACCCGAAAAAGCAGCCAAGCGGGCCGGACGUCCAGGCUCUGAAGAACCAACUGUCUGAGCGAGAGAGGAAGAUCCAGCACCUGGAGCACGAUUAUGAGAAGAGCAGAGCCAGGUACGACCAAGAGGAGAAGCUCAUCAUUUCUGCCUGGUAUAACAUGGGCAUGGCAUUGCACCAGAGUGUGGCUGGAGAGCGCCUCACAUCGCCCCAUCAGAACAUGUCCUUCUUGGCUCAGCAGAGGCAGUACACCAAUGCCAAGAGAGGCCUGAUCCGCCACCAGCCUAGAUAACCUCCUCACAAACUUCAGACAAACAUUAACAAACUUGAAGUAACGACUUCACCUCAAAGCCUUCUGUCUGCCUUUAGUGCACCUCAGAUGUCUUAAAUGCUGCUACUGCCCCCUGCUGGCAAAUGUUUGAACGUUUUUCUCUCUGGUCCCAGAGAAGAGCUGCUGUUUUCUUCGCUCUAGAAACGGCCUUAUGUUACCUUCUGAGGUAACUUUUUAUUUCUUUUUGGCCUAUUUUAUAUUAUUAUUUUUCAUGUUGUAAUGGUGAAAAGUGAAUUUUAAAUUACUGUAGAUCAAAGGAGCUAGUUGUAUGUAAAAUUAAUGCCAAUACUUGAGACAGGGUAACUGGAAGGGGAAGGAGUAUGAAAUAAUGCUACAAAUCACGGUGCAUCAUCCUUGGUUGUUGUUGGUACAUUUACUUUGCUGUGUGUGUGCGUGUGUGUAUUGUUUUUUUUGGCUAUUGUCUUUAUACGUGUUGGUCUGUUUUUAAAUAUGACAUUAAUGUGCGACACAGAAGGAUGUUUAAUCACUUUUUGAAUUUUCAUCAAAGCACUUUCCUGGGAUGGUGGGUUUAUCCCAUGCCUCACAACUUCUUAAUUUAUUGCAUACUUCUCUCAAAAAUGUUAGAAUGCUGUUCUCCUGUAUUGAAUGUCAACACUGGAUACAAUAUGAAUUGCUAGAUCUUGUGAAUUAAUGAGUUUAUGUAAAGAUAUGUAUUUUUUGUUUUCCCAAAGAAUGAAGUUGUUGGUUAUGGGCUUAAUUGCACUCACCACUUUUUAAAUCUCUAGUCACUUUAGUGAGAUGACAAAUAAGCAAUUAAAACCUUCAGCAGUGCCCAAACUGGAAAUUCACUUUUAAUCAAGUCUGUAAACUACUAACAAUAGAGCUGCUUGUUUCAAUGUAGCAGAAUACCUCACUUAAGUUUUUUUUUCUUCACUUUAUUUUUCAACAUCUGAAGUAAUGUCAGUAACAUGUCCCAUAACUUGGCUGUAACUUAUACUUGAUCCCUGUGUUCUUUAAUCUACACAGACCAAAACAAUGCAUUGUGUGCACACAUUUUUAUAUAUUAUGUUUGUAGUGGCAGAGCUUUUAUUUACACUGGGUUUUUGCUUGUCGAGAGUUGUGUAGAUUAUGGUACUUUACACUGGGGUUUGAGACAAGUUAGUAUUUGUAGUUUGUUCUACUUUUGCACUACAAAUAAAUGGGAUUCUGGAGGAAAAAAGAUGUGUUUUUUUUCUGUAAGGCCAAAAAUCCGUUUACAACUAAUACUUCACUGUAUGUUUCUCCAUGAAAUUAUAAUAAAAUUCUUAUAGAUCCAU